This is a messenger RNA of Podospora anserina S mat+, 2715 nucleotides long. RefSeq lists its product as uncharacterized. Gene Ontology annotation, biological process: DNA topological change; chromosome segregation; DNA replication. The transcript is spliced from 5 exons. Gene Ontology annotation, molecular function: DNA binding; DNA topoisomerase type I (single strand cut, ATP-independent) activity. The record is from RefSeq and is a predicted model, not a curated record. The coding region runs from base 1 to 2715 and encodes 904 amino acids. Gene Ontology annotation, cellular component: nucleolus; chromosome. NCBI's taxonomy places the organism in Eukaryota, Fungi, Ascomycota, Sordariomycetes, Sordariales, Podosporaceae.
AUGGCUUCCGACAGUUCUGACGAUGACAGGCCUUUGGCAGGCACGAACGGUCACAAGUCCGCUCCCAAGAUCUCACCAGCCACCGACCGCAAGAUGGAUAAACUCGCUUCCAGGGCCCGUCCGGCGCCCCCGAACGUCUCGAUUCGCAACGGCCCUGUGGAAGACAACGCGAUGGACAUCGACACCACACCCAACGGAGGCCCCAAGCGGAAAGCGCGCAGCUCUGUUGGUCAGACGGUCAGUUACAAGGACGAGUCGGACAGUGACAAUGGCGCACCACUGGCCAAGCGUCAAAAGUCCAAACACAAGCAAGAAGACUCCGAUAGUGACGAUGAGCCAAUUGCGAGAAAGAAGAAUGGCGCCAGGUUGCCUCCUUCCAUCAAGAACACCGCCAUGGUUGAUUCCUCCGAUGAUGACCAGCCUCUAGGAACCAAGAUCGCUCAGAGGAAGGCGGCGAUUGAGAAGUCUGCUGGCAAGAAGAAGCCGGCUGCGAAGAAGGCGAUCAAAGACGAGUCGGAUGACGAGCCGCUGGCUAAGCCCAAGAAGCGUCAAUCAAAUGGUGUCUCGGCCGCGAAAAAGACCAACGGCGUCAAGAAAGAAGAGUCGGAUUCGGAUUCGGAUGCCCCCAUCGCCAAGAAGGUGAAGAAGGAGGCUCCUGCCAAAGCCAAGGUCAAGGCCGCUGCUGCUCCUGCCAAAAAGGGCAGGUUGGUCAAGGAGGAAUCGGUGGCCAACAGUGCUGCUGACGAAGAGGAAGAGGAGGAGUAUCGGUGGUGGGACGCGCCAAAGAAGGAGGAUGAUUCCAUCAAGUGGACCACCUUGGAGCACAAUGGUGUCCUCUUCCCGCCCGCCUACGAGCCUCUCCCCAAGGAUGUCAAGCUCAUAUACGACGGCACGCCGGUCAAUUUGCAUGUGGAUGCCGAGGAGGUGGCGACAUUUUUCGGUGCGAUGCUUCAUUCCACCCAGAACGUCGAGAAUCCCACCUUCCAGAAGAACUUCUUUAAAGAUUUCAGGGAUGUUCUCAAGGAGACCGGUGGUGCCAAAGACCAGAAUGGCAAGCCUGUUGACAUCAAAGAGUUCGCCAAGCUCGACUUCACCAAGAUCUUUGAGUACUACAAGGGUCUCAGCGAAGCGAAAAAGGCUCGCCCGGCUGCUGAGAAGAAGGCGGAAAAGGCUGAGAAGGACAAGUUCGAGGCGCCCUACAUGUACUGCAAGUGGGAUGGCCGGAAAGAAAAGGUGGGCAACUUCCGCGUCGAACCGCCUGGACUUUUCCGUGGCCGUGGUGAGCAUCCCAAAACCGGCACUGUCAAGAAGCGUGUCAUGCCUGAGCAAGUCACGAUCAACAUCGGCAAGGAGGCCAAGGUCCCAGAUCCGCCGGCCGGACACAAGUGGAAGGCUGUGCAACACGAUAACAAGGCGACAUGGCUCGCCAUGUGGCAGGAGAACGUCAACGGCAAUUACAAGUAUGUGAUGCUGGCUGCCAACAGUACCGUCAAAGGCCAAGCCGACUACAAGAAGUUUGAGAAGGCUCGCGAGCUCAACAAGCAUAUUGCGAGGAUCCGAGCCGACUAUACCGCUGAGCUCAAGUCCGAGAUUAUGGCUGAACGACAACGCGCCACCGCCAUGUAUCUCAUUGACAAGUUUGCGCUCAGAGCUGGCAAUGAGAAGGACACCGAGAACGAGGCCGAGACGGUAGGCUGCUGUUCGCUCAAGUUCGAACACGUUACACUCAGGGAGCCCAACACGGUUAUUUUUGACUUCCUGGGCAAAGACAGUAUCCGCUUCUACAACGAGUUCACGGUGGAACGGCAGGUCUUCAAGAACUUGAAGCUGUUCAAGAAGCCUCCAAAGGCGGAUGGUGAUGACAUUUUUGACAGGCUCACGACCUCUCAACUCAACAAGCAUCUCUCCAACUACAUGCCCGGCCUCACAGCAAAGGUGUUCCGUACCUACAAUGCCUCCCACACGAUGUCAACACUUCUUCAAUCUCUCUCGGUCGAAAACAGGACCAUGGCUGAGAAGAUCAAGCUGUACAACGAUUGCAACCGUGAGGUGGCCGUGAUUUGCAAUCACAAGCGUACGGUUGGCGCAGCCCACGAGGCGCAAAUGGAGAAGCUUGCAGACCGCAUCAAGGGCCUCAAGUAUCAGAAGUGGCGCACCAAGAUGAUGAUGCUUGAUCUCGAUCCCAAGCUUAAGAAGAAGAAGGGCGCCGAGUACUUUGCACUCGACGAGGACAUUACCCAGGAGUGGCUCUUGGAACACCAGAAGUUCCUUGUGGAGGAGCAGAGGACCAAGAUCCAGAAGAAGUUUGAGAAGGACAACGAGAAGCGCGUUGCCGAUGGCGAAGCUGAGUUGGACGAAAAGGAGCUCAAGGAGCGCCUCAGGGUGGCUGCGGAGCUCGAAGCCAAGUACAAGAAGGAGAACAAGACCAAGAAGGUGGAGGCCGAGGGCAAGGGCCCCGCCGUCGAGAAGCUUGAGGCGGCCGUCAGCAAGUUUGAUGACCGCAUCAAGACGCUCGAACUGCAAUGUGCUGAUCGUGAGGGCAACAAGGAGGUGGCCCUGGGCACAUCCAAGAUCAACUACAUCGAUCCCCGUCUCACAGUCGUUUUCGCCAAGAAGUUCAACGUUCCUAUUGAGAAGUUCUUCUCCAAGACGCUACGCGACAAGUUCAAGUGGGCGAUUGAGUCGGUCGGCGACGACGACACGUGGGAGUUCUGA